UACGAAAGCUACCAAAGAAUCACUUGGAGAGGCUAAGAAAGUUCGUGAAUUGUUCAAAUUGGCGACCGAUCAUGAACCAGAUGAGUUCAGUCAACUUAUUGAAAGGCGAAAUUACUGGACGGUGAUUAGAACGUGUGCAUGGAUCGCGAGGUUUGUGCACAACGCGAGAAACAAAAUUAAAAAGGUCGGUCCACUAACUACAGAAGAGAUUGAAGCACAAAAGAAAUUUUGGGAAGAAAAGACUCGACGACAAGGUGAAGCGAGUGAGAAGUACGACGCUGACCGAAUGCGACUCAACCUACAGCGAAACCAAUCGAGAUUGUUAGAUGUCGAGAUGGAAGAUGAUAUCCAAAUGCCCUUGAUAACACCCGAAAGUAUGAUGCGUCCUCAGUCUAACUUGCUGCCAGAAUUGGAACCACACCUCGAAGAAACCGUACCGUUAAGGAAAAGAGCGAAGUACAUUAAAAAAUGUAAAGAUACGAUGUGGAAACGCUGGACGCAUGAGUAUUUACGGGGUCUUCGCGAACGACACAAUCUCAAACACAGCAGAUCAUCCGGAACAGUGGAAAAAGGUGAAGUUGUGAUCAUAAAGGGUGACGAGAAAGACAGUAAUCAAUGGAAAUUAGGGAUUGUGGAGAAAGUGUUGCCUGGUAAAGAUGGUAUUGUACGAGCGGGAAGAAACCAACUUGAAAGGCACCUUUAUCCGUUGGAGCUGAGCUGCGACAUAGAAAGAAACACGAAGACGAAAUUAAAUCCGGAGAUACCAGCCUUUUGA
Molecule: messenger RNA, 775 nt
Organism: Paramuricea clavata
Lineage: Eukaryota; Metazoa; Cnidaria; Anthozoa; Malacalcyonacea; Plexauridae
Source: the annotation of a GenBank genome assembly